Molecule: messenger RNA, 906 nt
Organism: Penicillium salamii
Lineage: Eukaryota; Fungi; Ascomycota; Eurotiomycetes; Eurotiales; Aspergillaceae
Source: the annotation of a GenBank genome assembly
AUGAAGAUAAACAAUCUGUGUUUGCACUGUUUGCACUAUGACUUAAUGGCCCUCUGCGCUUCCCGAGGUCUUCCUUUUUGUCAUUUUCACACCAUGGAGUGUCUGUCAGUGCGCACAAGACACUCGCUCAAGAGGCUGGGUCUUUAUUCUCGCUCGUUAUCUCCUAUAGCAUCGUCCUCUAUCGUUGCCCGCAGACAAUAUGUCCUGGUCCCGACUCCCCGGCGCAUGAAAGCCCACCAAUCUGACCUACCGGACCAAUCCGAUUCCUCAAAUACGCCAGCUUCCCUGGAGGAAAUUCCUGAAACUCCUCAGCAUGAUCAAGCGCAACCGCUGACCGGGUACUACUCAUUGAUCCUGCGCUCGCCCACUCCAUAUGCUGGCCGGGCGGUGACGUCGCGGCCAACACCUCGGCCCGAAACCGCACCAUCCUCCGUCGAGCCUCAAUCGCCGCAAGAAAAAAUGGCAAUUGUAUUUGGUACUCGUCUGGCUGGUCCCGGGCGAUCCUCGCGCUACAAUCCCGGCGAACAGCCAGCGUCGAUGUGGAAAACCAUCAACGGCGUGCCCAUUCCUCCACAACCUGAAGAACCGGACAACUGCUGCAUGAGCGGCUGUGUAAACUGUGUCUGGGACGACUUCAGAGACGAGAUGGAAGAAUGGGGGAACAGGGUGACCAUGGCUAAAGCCAAGGCGGGUGUCAAGGGCACACCGGAUAUGCGCUCUGCACCUAGAGCAGAGGUCAACUCUGCCAGUGGUAGCAUGGAUGAUGAUGGAGGAGGCAGCGAGGCCAAUUGGACUCAACCUGGCAAAGACGACGAUUUGUUUGCCAACAUCCCCGUUGGCAUCCGAGAGUUUAUGAAGAUCGAGAAGAAGUUGCGAGUGAAGCAUGAGAAGGAAGCCACGCCGUGA